CAAACCUUGAAAAGGUUAAUAAAAAUAUUUUUUUCGAUCGUGAUGCAGUGAGAAAAAGGGAAGGUUAAAAAUUUCGAUGCUAUUUGACUGUUUGAGUACGUAUUUGUGAAAUGCGCACAGAUUGGCAGAUAUGAAACGUUCAGCAUACUAGGCGGUUGCCCGAACGCACCGGAAGUUCUUUUUUCCUGCCUGAAUAAUGCUCAUUGCGCGGGUAAGACGGUCUGCCCGUUCGUGCAAAGGUCAAAAUGCGUAUCGGAUUUCUUUAAAUAAACCGCUGCGGCUGUAAAUCCUGCGAUCAAAAUGCCAUAAGAAGCGUGCGCCCUGUGAAAACGAUAAUCUCAUCGCGAUUGAUUUGUCCCGGCUGUCUGCGCUGGCUGGCAGCUGCCAACUGAGUGCCAAGCAUAAACACGCACAAAAGGCCGUCCUUGCAUAAGGCCAGUGGCGUAACGAGGCAUUUACCUUUAGGGUCCACGAAUCUCGUGUGCGCCGCCUCCUGCUGCAAAGAAUCCUGUUCGUUGUAUUACAAACUCAGAAAUAACAUUAAUAAUUUAAAGACAAUUAAAGUUUUUAAAUCUGUGAUUUUAUAACUGAAAAAUAAGCUGCCACAUUGUGCACAACGAUAACGAGUCCGUUUUACAUUCCCGUGAAAUCAGCCUCUGCUCGCGGCUAAAUCGCGAGCAGGUGCGCACGCGCUUGAUCGCUCGAUAUUUUUAUUCAGCACGAGAAGCCGUUAUGCUGAUUAUUGCGUCAAAUGGAAAAACGCUAUGAAUAUUCAUCUGUGCGUGGAAACUAGUUAGACAGGUUUUGAUGUUUUCCUUUUUCUGUCUAUCUUUCCCGGGUUGAAUUUUGGCGUUGUUGAUGGCGAAAAAGAUGGACUGAUGACAGUAUGUCACGGACUGAACCGCGGAACAAAAGGAACGCUGCUGCUGCACCAUCCAACACCACCAAUCACCGUCGCGCCAACAGCAUUUCCCCCGAUAUGCACGCGCGCAAAGGGGCCACCCCCGGCCCCGCCAGUGCCGACGCGGGGGCCGUGGAUAAGGAGCAGUUUCGGCGGGCCUUCGAGCAGUAUACACCGGUGGAGAUUGAGUCGGGCGCGGAGCUGGACAAGGAGCUCAUGCGCAUCCACACGCUCCUGGGGAAUCCCAACGCGGACUGGGAUCGUCGUGUCGAGCAGCUGAAACGUCUGCGUGGCCUGCUGCAUAACGGAGCUGCUGACUAUAAGGAAUUCAGUUUGGGCAUGCGCUAUGUUGACACGGCUCUUCAAGCGGCCAUCAAGGAUCUCCGCUCGCAACUCGUUCGUGAGGCCUGCAUAACCGUUGCUUUCAUGUCGGAACAAUUGGGUUUGAAGUGCGAGCGAACGGCAGAAAUGACCUUGCCGGUUCUUCUCUUGUUGCUGCCGAAUUCCGCUAAGGUGAUGGCCACGUCGGGGCUGGUGGCAGUCCGAUUCAUUCUCGAGAAUGUCCCUUCGCCAAAACUCGUUCCCAUAAUUACUGCGGAAUUUUUGGCGUCCAAAUCCAAGGAAACCCGCCGUGCCUGCUGUGAAUUUUUAACAAUAGUCCUGACGAAUUUCCCGAAAUCGGCGCUGGACCGGCAUCUGGGCGGCAUUCGGGAUGCCGUUAAAAAGGGACUAUCCGACGCUGAUUCGGAUGCUCGCGCCUUGGCCAGAUCUGCUUACGCUGCCCUGGCCCUUGGCUUUCCCACCUGCGCCCACGAGAUCUACCAGGAGCUGGACCCGGCCAAGCAGCGCCUCCUGGACGACCCGGCCCCGUUGCAUUCCAGCCAAUCCUCGCUGAACUCCACCCCCGCCCGUCAUCUACCGUUUCUGACGGCCCCGCGCGCCAAACCCAUGGUCAAAUCGACGACUACGGAUACCUUCGCCAUGCCUCGGCUGCCGCUGCGCUUCGCCGCCACCCCGCCCGCCCGCAUGCCGCCCCCCGGCGGCGGUCUGCGCUCCAUCAGCGCCAUGGACCAGGACGCCGUGCGGCGGGCCCGCGAGAAAGUGGGGGUGCUGGCUGGAGGAGGGCCGCCACUGCAGACCGCCUCGGCGCUGCCCAAGACGACGGCGUUGCGACGCAGUUUCCGCCGGUAUUCCUCCGAGAAGAGCGGGGAGAAGGCGACGCCCGUGGGGGCGGUGCGCAGUGGAGUGGUCAAUGGGGGAGUUCCCGCCGCCGGGGAUGGCGGUGGGCGGGAUACUGUGGAAGCCGGCGGAUCGAAUAUUGUGGACAAUAUUCCGGAUAUUGUAGCGCAAAUGGGCAGCAGUAACUGGCUGACCAAGCGCGACGGCCUGCUGAAUCUGCAGAAAUACAUGAACAAUGGAUAUUCCUUCUUGCCCAGUGAAAUGGAAUUGUUGCGGUUGAGUUUCACCCGCUUGUUGACGGACUAUGCCAGCAAUGUGGUGGUGAUGAUGCUGGAUACGUUGUAUGAUUUUGUCCGGAUAUGUCAUGCCGAUUUGAACGGCUGGCUGUUCACCCUGCUGAGCCGGCUGUGGAGUAAACAGGGCACGGAGCAGUCGAAGAGCACCGGGAUCAAAGUGGAUAAGCUCCUGCAUCUUAUACGGCACACAUUUCCCUCUGCGGAGCAGUUGGAGCACGCGCUGCGCUUCAUCAGCGACCCGGCCACGGGGCCUAGCUGCACGAACAAAACCAAAGCGGCGGUGUUGGGCUAUGCCGUGGCGCUGAUAGAGGAGAAGGUGGUGCAGCCGGGCGACGUGCACAACAGCAGCAUCACACGGCUGGGCGUGAUGCGCGCCAUCUCCUGGUCGCUGGAGGGCAAGACGCCGGAAGUGCGCCGCCUGGCGCAACAGUUACUUGUGCUGCUACACCAGCUAAAUCACGCCGAGCUGGAGGCGGUCAUGAGUGAGCUGGAUGAGCAGCUGCAGGACGCCGGCAUGAAGCUCAUCAGUAUUUAUCCACGACGCGCGUCGGGUGUGUUGGCGGACGUGGAGAAGCGGAAACCAGGUGUGUCGGCGACGACGACGCCGCUGAAGGCCAACGGCACCAAAAUGCUGAUGCCCAUCAGUUCUAACGGCAAGAGCCAGAAGCCCAACGAUGAGAACAUCAACCCGCAGCUGCCGAAAAGUGCGGUCAAAGCCACACCGACGCGCAAUGUCGGCUCGGCCGGAUUGAAGGACGGCCGGGUGGUGGAUGCGGGACAGUACAUUACGGAGUGGUCCACGAUGUUCGCCAGCUGUCCCAAAAUAAAACGCGUGGAUCUGCUGGACCAUCUGGGCGUGGUUCUUGGCGGUCUGGAUGAGAAAUUGUGGAGUGAGCAUUUCAUGGUGGUGCUGCCGAUGCUGUUCGAUCUGCUGCACGAUCCCAGUGUGCAGCACGAAGCCGGCAUUGUGGCCGCCACUCUUCUGUGCUUCGCCGUUCUGCUGCGCAGCCAACCCGACCGGAUGCGCCAGUUCCCCGAGCUGACCAUCGUCAAUCUGCUGGAGAUUCAGCGGAACGCCGUCAAUUCGGUGAUGAAGGCGGCGGAAGAGUGCGUGCAGUUGGCCGUCCGCUGCUUCCCGCCGGCCACCACCGUCAGCAUCCUGGCGCCCAUCGUCGCGCAGGCCGAGGGCGACGCCGCGGCCGCCGUCCGCUUCUUCGCCACGCUGUGCCAGUCGGCCACCGCCAAGGAGGAUCUCGUCGGCGCCCUGCCGGCCAUCUUGCCCAAACUUGUCAGCGCAUUCGCCGGGAGCGACGAUACGGCGAUGCGGAAGGAAUGCGUGUACGCCAUCGUCUACGCUCGCAUGAAGGUGGGCGACGAGCAGAUGGAGCCCUACAUCAGCCCGUUGUCGCCCAGCAAGGUGCGUUUGUUGAAAGUGUACGAGAAGCGCGUACAAGGGAAUUGAAGAAAAAUUCGUGGAAACCGUUUGGCGGUGUCCCGUUGCGGAUUGUGCGAAGUUCGCUGUUUUUGACGUUUUCAUUUUGGUGUUCUUUUAAUUUUUAAUCUCCGGUCCGUCCCGUGUUUGAGCGACGGAUUUUGGAAGAUGGCUCCGUUUGUUGCCCCCCUGCAGCCCCAACGUCCUGGAAAUGAAAUAAUAGUUUGUGAUUUUUCUCUAGUUUUUCUGGGUGUGUUCUCAUUUUGCUGUGAGAUUAGGCGCGCUUAGAGUUUUUCCCCCUUUUUGCCAGUGAGGCGUUCCUUUUGGACAGGUGCUAUAAUUAAUUAUUGUAUAAUCAUUUGCUGGCUUUUUUCGGCAGUUUCUUUUUUAGAUGGUAUAAUUAAUGGAUUUAAAGAAAUGGAAUAAAAAUAAAAUG
Paramacrobiotus metropolitanus is the source of this 4244-nucleotide messenger RNA. RefSeq names its product CLIP-associating protein 1-like. The record is from RefSeq and is a predicted model, not a curated record. The transcript is spliced from 14 exons. Gene Ontology annotation, cellular component: microtubule organizing center; spindle microtubule; cytoplasmic microtubule. The coding region runs from base 887 to 3838 and encodes 983 amino acids. Gene Ontology annotation, molecular function: microtubule binding. Gene Ontology annotation, biological process: mitotic spindle assembly. NCBI's taxonomy places the organism in Eukaryota, Metazoa, Tardigrada, Eutardigrada, Parachela, Macrobiotidae.